AUGGACAUCAACAAGUACUCGGAUGCUGGUAGGAAGAGGGCCUAUCGUCUCUACUCUAUUCUUUCUUCCUACUUGAAAGGUAGGCCCCUUAGGCUCCUGAAGGCUGUCACGAACCGUGACGGGCUCCUCGUUUGGCAGAGACUACAUCAGGAAUUGAAGCCUUCUACCAGAAGCCGUGAGCUGGCGCUUGCGGAAGCGCUGGUGUCGUUUCCGCCACUUCAGGCUGGAAGCUCCCUCCUUGAAUAUGUGUUGGUCUACGAGAGACUGAUCCGCGAAUAUGAGGCUGUCAGUCAUACCUUUUAUCCUGACAACUUGAAGAUGAGCACACUUCUGAAGGGAUUGCCGAGUGAUGUGAAGCGACACAUUCAGUUGAACUUGUCCGGUGACACAACAUACACGGGGCUUAGAGACAAGCUUUUGCAGUUUGAGAAGACUACGGCUAGUUGGACUACAGAACAUGUCAUGCGUGGUUUGCAGCUCACAUCAUCAACUACGUCAUCUUUCGGCAUGCCUUUCACGAGUGAUCAGAGCGGUCCGAGUCCAAUGGAGAUUGAUAGACUUCAUGCUGAGUCUGGUGGUAAGCCCAAAGGCAAGGGAGCGUUUGGUGGUGGAAAGUACGGCAAAGGCAAGCCCUACCAGAAGGGCUUGAAGGGGAAACCAUUUGGGCUUCAAGGAGUCCCUGGAGGUUUCCAUCAGAAAGGCUUCAAAGGCAAGGGCAAGUUCGGUGGCAAGAAAGGAAAGCUCAUGAUGUCGCCCUUCUACGGUAGUGGAAAAGGAAAGUCACAGCAGAAAGGCAAGCAGAACAAAGGUCCCAAAGGUAAAGGUUCGAAAGGUGUUGGCCCUUGCUACGCGUGUGGUCGCAUGGGACAUGUGGCUGCAGACUGUUGGGGCACUGUUCGUCAAGUGGAGAGCGGCGCUGGCACGUACGCUCCAAGUGUGGCUCCGAGUGACUCUGCAUCCCAGGUAAAACCUGGGUCUACAGCGGCUACAGCAAGUACGACGGCUUCAACUGCUACUGGUGGUGUGGCGACUUCGAUGGCGAGGCCUGCUCAGAGCGCGGGGUUUGUUCGGAGGUUGCAAGCUGCUGGACUUGGAGAUCUAGGAGAGUGCACUGAGAGUGAGCAUGGCGAUGAUCAGCAGUGGAGUGAUGCUUUGUAUGACGCUGAGUGGCAGAUGCAGUUCGAAGCUGACGGUGAGCAGUAUCUAGAUGAAGCAUCCUGGGAAGCCUACGUAGCUGAAGCCGAGUGGGAUCCUUAUGAUCAAGCUUCUUGGGAAGCUUAUGCGGAAGCUGAGUGGGCAUCUUGGCCUACGGAGCCUGAGUACGGAGAUUGGGUGCGACGCCUUGGGGUGUCAGACGAAGAGUCCGAGCUAGUGAGUACGAGUUGUUUGGUUUAUGAUCUCACGGUGCAAGAUGAGCUCUCUGACGAUCCGGAUUGUGAAGCUGAAGAACCAUUUCAUGAAGAUGAGCUUUGUGAUUGUGAGGGAAGCUUCAUAGACAAUAUCGCUGUAGGGGAAGCCAACAUCACUGCCGAUCAACUCCAUCAUCAUGUGCGUGCUGUCGGGACUGUGGAGCUUGAGAGCGUGAUUUUCGAUAGCGGUGCGGAUGUCACAGUCCUUCCAAUUGAUCGCUUUGCGGAGGUAGGUGUGAGAACUUCCGACAACAGAAAGCCCUACAAGCUUCGAGAUGCGCAGGGCAACUCCAUUCCAGGAGGUAGCCUGAGAGCUCGAGUCCAAUUCGAGGUUGAAACGAUGGAAGGCGACACGGUCGUCUUUGAAGAUGAUGCUGUGCUGGCGCAGGUCGCAGCACCGCUGCUCUGUUCAGCACGGUUGUUUCGAGAUGGCUGGAGUUUGGUUCAGGGUGAAGAGUCUAUGCUGUUGUCCAAGGGUGAGAGACAUGUGCCUGUGCAUUUCCAGAAGAACUCGUUGGCCAUGAACAUGUACAUCAGACAGAUCUGUGAUCAAGAUGAGCUUGACGUUCGUGCAGUUCUUCAUGUCGGUGAUGAACUUGUGCAGACAGUUGUGAGGGGCACGGACGGUUGGCAGCUAACGAGUGAUGAAACUCCUGUAUUCGUGAGCAAGCACUCGUCGGUCACAGAAGAUCCCAGUCUUUCGUUUCCGUGUGAUCAUUGGCCCUAUAGAACUACGCUUCUUCACAUCCCAGGUCGUCCGAAACCAGACCAUUUCGAAGUCUUUGAGUUGGGAGCGUAUUGGGAAGGCAAUGAACGGAAACAGAUUUCACCUGAUGGGGCGAACUACACCAUUCUCACUUUGCUGUCUACACGUCCUGUUGAAAUCCAGCGCUUCGGGAAGCUUGUACGUGAUUCGGUACCGGCAGCUGGCAUCGGAGAAGAGUUGGAGAGAGAAAAGAGGGAGAGUGAACGCGCGGAAGCUCAAGAGGCUUUGGCGGCGCGCGAUGCGGAACAGGCUCCUAUGGUGCCUCCUCCAGAAGUUCAGGUAGAUGAUGGAAGAGAGAGAGUUUCACUUGCUGGCAUAGAUGUUGAUGAAGCUUCGUCAUUGGGAACACUUCGUGCCGCAUGCAAGUUCUUGGACAUCUCCCAUCAUGGUACAAAGGCUGUGCUAUGGAAUCGCAUCAAACAAUCGGUCACAAAGUCUAGGCUAGAUGCAGUCACGCAGAUUGCCGACGCAGUGUUGAAAGAGUAUGAGAGACCUGCUGAAGGAGAACCGCUAGCAAAGUUGCCAUCGGUUGCUGAACAAGAAUUACAUGCUCUAACACAUUUACCGCGACAACCAUGGUGCCAAGCAUGCCUAGCUGCGCGCUCGAGAGAGGAUAAUCAUACCGCAACUUCGCCCGAAGAACGUGCAAUACCAGUCGUGUCAGUGGACUACAUGUACACUGGGACCGAGGGCACAGCAGAUGAGAGAGAUCCGUUGUGUGAGCACUUGUUGGUCGUCGACAUGAAGACAAAGUAUGUCCUGGUCUUGCCCAUUGACGUCAAAGGUGGAGCUUCAGUUCGCGGUUGCACUGAGGAGAUUGUGAGAAUGAUGUCGUCCUUAGGGUGUCGCGAAGUACACAUCCGCGCUGAUACCGAACCAGCGAUGAACCAGCUUGUAGACCACAUCACUCAAGUUCGCACGAAGCUUGGAUUCAAGACAGAACGCGAGCCUGUGCCCCCAGAUGCGUCAACACAUCAAGGAUUGCCUGCAGAGCGCUAUGUGCAAACAAUACGUCAGCUUGGAAAUUGCCUCCUUAGAGCGAUUGAGUUGAAGUGUGGCUACCAGGUCAAGUCGUUUCACCCGGUGUUCACAUGGGCAUUCCGACAUGCAGGGUGGCUUCAUUCUCGUUAUCAUGUUCUAUCGUCUGGUCAAACUCCUUACGAAUUGAUCCAUGGCCACUCGUUUGCCGCGAAAAUUGCUCCUUUCGGAUGCUCAGUGUUUGCUCAGUGCCUGCCCAAAGUCAAGGCCAAGGGUGCAACGUGGAUCAAGGGUGUGUACCUAGGCAGAUCCCAUAGUGGCGCGCUCAAUGUGAUCGGCACCUCUGAAGGUAUACAAUUUGCUCGUACUAUCAGGAGGUCCCCUACCGAGUUUGAACCGAUGCUCUUGGAUGCAGUGAAAGGCGUAUCGUGGAAUUUGACUCUUGGUGUAGUUGGUGUUCGAGUCCCUCGUGGUGGUCGUCGUAUUCGUCUCCCAGCAGUUGUUGAGCAAGCAGAACAAGCACCUCCAGAAGAAGAACGAGAUCAGAGAGAGCAAAGUGGACCGGGAGAUGAAGCAGGUUCAGACCCAACAACUUCCUCAUCCUCCUCUACCUCUAAGAAAGACGUGUCGCUCGACUCCAUGUCACUACCAGGCGAGAGCGGCAGUGGGAGCAGUGGCACUGGAUCUGCAUCUGGUGGAUCACGAGACAUCUUGGCAGAGAAUGUUGGAGUAGAGGAGGAAGGUAGUGCAGCUUUGGAGAGCAGUCCGAAGUUCAGAAAGCUUGGUGAGGGCCGUGUUGCACAUGUUUCAUUUAUGGUGCGCAGACUUAGAGAUGACUUGUAUGACCCGUCAGAGCCGAUUGAAGUCCCGGAAGUGUCUGAAGAGCAUGAUCAAGUAGUGGAUCCUCAAGACGAUGGUGAGUUCAAUCAGGUAAUUGAUGAGAUGGACACGAUUAUGCUGAACAACUACGAAGCGGGUCCACCAGAGCUGAGCGAUGAGGCCUUGGCACAACUCGAUGCCGAGCGUGAUCAGUUCGAACUCGAUAGGCUUGUUGGCAUGGGUGUAUUAGUGAAUGCAGAUGAAGAACAGUUGGAUGAUGACACAACCGAGUUGAGCUCAAAGUUCGUCCGCGAUUGGAGGUGGAGAGAUGAUAAGUGGACAAGAAGAAGCCGCCUGGUGGGUCGAGAGUUUCGUUCUCUAUCCCCAGAGCUUGAUGACUUGUAUAGUCCAGCUUCUAUCUCUAGUACCACAAAACUCCUUGCGGCAAUGGCUGCUACAUCAGUUGAGCUAGAGCUGUAUUCGCUAGACAUUUCAGACGCUUAUCUCAUGGUCCCACAGCGCACACCCAAAUACGUCAGGGCCAACGGCCGGGUCUACAGAAUCCUGUACAAUCUACCAGGUCAACGGGAUGGUGCUCAGGGAUGGUAUGAGUUCUUCAGUGCAGUGCUUCAGAAGCAUGACAUGAAAGUUUGUGAAGUUGCUCCAGCGAUCUUUGCUAUCCCGGGGAGACUGGUCAUCAACACUCAUGUGGAUGACGGCAAGGUUCUUGCUGCACCGGGCGAGAUGGAGAAGCUUCGAGAGCACCUCGAAUUAAACAAGUUGAAGGUGAAGGUUGAAGGACCGUGUAGGUUGGAUUCCGGUAGCUGUCGCUUCUUGAAGAGGGCGUAUGAAGGGCAUGGUGACUACAUCAGCGUGAAGCAGGAGCCAAAGUAUGUUCUGAAGAUUCUUGAAGUUUUAGGGUACCUCAAAGGCACUAUGGAUCAUGAGACUCGAUUCCCAGCUACAUGUCCAGGUCGUUCGUUCUUGAAUGAGCAGAGUGGCAUCGGUGACCACUCAUCGUUUGAGGUUGAGAACUUGCUUGAAACGGUGUCGGAUGCAGACUUUGCUUCGGGUGAUGAUCGGAAGUCUACCACGGGCUUUUGCAUUUUCUUGAACGGCAUCCCAGUGUACUCGACAUCUCGUAGGCAGCAUGUGAUUGCUCUGAGUUCUAUGGAAAGUGAGCUGUAUGCCUGUUUAGCAGCCGUAGCUGAAGGAUUGUUCCUGAAAGAAGUGGUGAGUUUCAUCACUGGCAAGAAGGUUGAAUUGGUGCAUCGGACGGAUGCGAGCGCUACUAUUGGUUUCUGCAAGAAGGCUGGUUGUGGUCGGACGCGUCACUUGGCAACCAGUGCAUUGUGGAUUCAGUCAAAGCUUAAGGACGGUAGCUUCAGCAUUCGCAAGAUCAGUGGGAGAGUGAACCCUGCAGACCUUUUGACAAAGACUUUCAGUGCAUCAAAGAUGAAUCAGCUGCUUUACCAUUUCCAUGUCUUUGAUAGUGAGACUCGCUUGGGUGAUGAAGAACACGCGCAAGAGAUCAUCAGAAGGACCAUUUUUGGGUCCACAGGCUUGAAAGCAUUCAGACUCAUGUUAGCCUCUAUGUUGAUCGAUCGAGCGGAAGGCGUGACAGUUUCAGCAGUUGAGUCCCACGGGACAUGGAUGAAAGUAGCGAUGGCCUCAAUGCUGAUGCUCAUGGUUCUUCUUCCAAUGCUCCUCAUCCUGGCAAAGAACCCAAAGCUUCAGGACAAGGACAAGGAACAGCAGCGCCAGGAACACCGUGGUUUCUAUCGGCAUCAGCAAGCUUCGACCUCAACUCCGACGACGAGCGGAAACCCAGCGGUAGCAAGGAGAAGAAAACCAGACAAGUUUCCCAAAAGUCAAGACAUUCAGCUUAUGCCAAGAAAACCCUUCGGCGAUUCCUCUAUGAACAACACCAGAAGCUCAAGUCAACAGACUUCUAUGCCAAGAAUCCCAAAGUCCUACAACAACAAGCUGAUGAGUACACAAACCUGGUUCACAUGGGAAGAUUAUCAGCCUUGGAUGUGGAUAUGGUUGCUGGUCGUCUCCUUCGUGCUCCUUUUGACGACCUGUAUGUGCAGACGGUUGCCGACUAUCGUUAUCAACAUCGACUUGUGGCCUCAACGAGCUCAAAGUCCAGUGGCAAAUCCUCUUCUACCGGGAGAUCAAAGAGAACCUGAACAUCUACGUGAAGUACAAGAUCAGCGACUUCCUCAUCGAGACGCCGGCGCACAACGUGAAGUACCAGAUCAACGACUUCCUCAUCGAGACGCCGGCGCACAACGUGGAGUACAAGAUCAACGACUUCUUCGUGGACAAGAUCCUCAUGCACAUUAUGGCCGCGACGACAACAACAAUCCUGGUUUGGAUGGUGUUACCCAACGAAGACUACACGAGUGGAUGGAACAGGAGGUGUUGCCAAUACUUCAAAAUCAUACUCCGCGGUGCCGUAUGGACGGUAUAGAUGGAAACAUGCGGGUUCACAUUGCAACUCACUAUGGGCGCUCAUGUCAUCGUAGAGAUUGCAGUAGCAUCACGAAGGACGCCAAAGCCACUCGAGAGAUGAGCUUAUCACAAGCAGUAGAGCGCGGACUUGCACCGUGCCACCGUUGCCUCUAUGACAUCUACGAAAGCUUGAAGCAGCAGAAUCCAAAUGACAAGAUGUUCAACAUCAAGAAGAAACAACGCUGA
Molecule: messenger RNA, 6675 nt
Organism: Symbiodinium sp. CCMP2592
Lineage: Eukaryota; Dinophyceae; Suessiales; Symbiodiniaceae
Source: the annotation of a GenBank genome assembly